This is a messenger RNA of Phaeodactylum tricornutum CCAP 1055/1, 2668 nucleotides long. RefSeq lists its product with no specific name. NCBI's taxonomy places the organism in Eukaryota, Bacillariophyta, Bacillariophyceae, Surirellales, Neidiaceae. Bases 35 to 2668 code for a protein of 877 amino acids. The record is from RefSeq and is a predicted model, not a curated record. The transcript has 3 exons.
UGCUUUUCCGGCACUCACAUUCAAAGAAUGAUAUAUGAUGCGCGAGUCCGUGCUACUGUUGCAUUUCCUCUUAUUGGGUGCUACCGAUCUCUGGACGGCUGAAGCUGCUAUCGCAACUAGCGACACCGUUAUCUCGUCACGGCGGAUCGACACGGCGGUUGCCGCCGAAUCGGCAUUGAUUGAUAAGGAAACCGGCCGAAUUUAUUGGGAAGGAGGUUCGCAGACGACUUUGUCGGCAACAUUGGGGCCAACGUUAGCUCAGUUUGGAAUCCAACACGUAAAGGCGACUCUAUUGUCGUUACUGCUGGUUUUUGCCGUCGUGGGCGUUCUCUUAGGUUGGCUGCGACACAAAGUAGAAACGUCACUAUUGUUCCAAUCCGAUCAUCGGAGAGUUUACAUUUCGAUAGUUUAUCAUCUGCUACAAUGGACGAUAUUGAGAACGCCACGGCUGCCCCCAAAACUGGUUACGGCGAUUGUGUUACUGUACUUCCUGGAAGCCUUCCAAUGCAGCACUCGGACGUACUUGGCUAACGCAAUUUGCAGUCCCGAAGAAGUUGAGCGCUACAUCGAAAAUCUAAGGAGUCAGGAUCCCAAAAUUCAAUGGACCGUUCGGUCUUUUCACUAUGAGCCCUUCUAUACGGCGCUGUUACGAAUAUUUCAGCGGCAACGUAAAUCUACGAGCGAAAUCGAUUGUGAUGCUACUGAAGGCACUACUUGUUUUUCAAAAUUUACAGGCCCAAAUACUGACACAGAUGAAAAUAUUCGGGAAUCAAGGAGAAAAGGGCCGACUUUGGAUUCCAAUCACUGGUGGGUGCGCAAACUCAUUACUCAUAACGCCACUGGCACAUAUAAUUACCAGCAAGUGACAGAUCUCACGACAGCCGGAGUUUGGCGACGUGCUCCGGCCUCUCCCAUUGCGCCAUUCUCCAAAUUAAUCCUGAGCAAGCAUGUUGUCCUAUUGGACGGCAAGACAAGGGGCGAUUAUCUUUCCCAGCAAGCCGACUUUGCUACAAAGCACGGCCAAGAGGACCGGAUGGCGGAAUACGCCACCAACCUUGCCGUCGAAGGCUUUCAAUCCCGUGUCCUGGCCGUGAGAGCGAACAGCAACGAUUUGACAGGGGAAGGUUGCUGGUGGACUACCCGCUUUUUUCAGUCUCACAUGUUUUGGCUGGCUACGGCCUUCGGGCUCACAGUCCCGUAUCGGUAUUGGUUUGCGCGACAUUGCGACGAAAUUCGUAUCCGCGUUGUUAAAGAGAUAUCAGCCGCUCCAGUUCCAGCACCAUCCUGGUCUUGGUUUGGACCAUCGAAGAACAACGUGGCUGAUAGCAAGACUUGUCGAACGUCAAAAAUGGGCAACGGAGAUAGUGACGAAAACUACCGUUCACUCAUGCAGACACUGAGGUUGUACGGCACAACCAGCGUUAAAGACAUGAAGCCGUCUUCAACAACCAAACUAGUAGAACCAACAAAAAUCUCGGGAGAGAAUAACAAUGUGACUGUUGCUGAGCUGCAGCGCGAAGUGGAUGAUGCCAAAGAAGCUGCUUCGCUGUUUUCCGAUUUGUUGGCGUCUGACACGGAAACAGCUUCGGAGGCACUACACGAAGAGGCUGCUCCACCGGGGGGCACAAAAGACAAUUCUGUCUCUGAAAAAGAUGCUAGCUCUAUCACUUUGGCAGAGGACCUGUCGGCUAGGUUUGCAGGCGCCUUUACUCCGCUCCAACCAUUCAACUAUGGAUCAUCCACGUCGGUGGUUAAGAGCCGUCGUUCGGCCUUGAGCGCGAUGCCCGAUGGUGGUGUCGUGAUUACUGGCGCCGCGGGCGGGGUCGGCUUUGCGUACGCUGGGGAAUUCAUGCAGCGAGGCUACGAUGUUGUAAUUUGUGACGUACGGGAUUGUUCGUCGGCCGCCAAGGCCCUGGAAUCACGACACCCCGAAGGAGGAAAAAUACAUCACGUUAAAUGUGAUGUGUCUUCCCAAAAAGACGUCCUAAACUUGGGAAAAUUUGCCAAGGAAAAGCUCGGAACAAUCGGAUAUUGGAUCAACAAUGCGGGCAUAAAUGGUGGACGACGGGAUUUACGGGAAGUGUCGAUGGACCAAGUAGAGAUGGUUGUCCGGGUGAACCUAGUCGGUGUGCUACUUUGUACUAAAAUAGCAAUGGAAAUUAUGGGCGAACAGGAAGAAGUGGUCGGGCACAUUUUCAAUACAGUCGGAUCAGGGGUCAAAGGUGGCGGUACACCAGGGUACGCCUGUUAUGGUGCCACCAAACGUGGUUUGCCACAAUUGACUGCCACACUCGUCAAAGAACUCGAUGAAGGAGUACAGGGUUACGAAAAGAAAAAGACCAAGGGAACAAUUCAGGUUCACUCGCUAUCGCCUGGUAUGGUUUUUACUAAAUUACUGCUGGACGACUCAACUCCCGAACUACGCAAGUUCCCCUUUGGAGUUCUGGCCGCCCAACCCGAAGAAGUGGCAGCAGAUUUAGUACCCAAAAUUUUGGCCCAAAAGAGCAACGGUGGGUCGGUCGAGUUUUUGACGACUGAUCGUAUCCUGAAUAAGUUCUUUGAAAGAUUCAUUUUACAAAAGAAGUCCGCUUACAUUGAUGAUGACGGUAACGUCAUCAAAAUGCCGGGCGAACAGUACGACGAAACCGGUGCACGAGCAUUAUACUAA